This is a messenger RNA of Petromyzon marinus (sea lamprey), 2869 nucleotides long. RefSeq names its product epsilon-sarcoglycan-like. Gene Ontology annotation, cellular component: sarcoglycan complex; membrane. Gene Ontology annotation, molecular function: calcium ion binding. The record is from RefSeq and is a predicted model, not a curated record. NCBI's taxonomy places the organism in Eukaryota, Metazoa, Chordata, Hyperoartia, Petromyzontiformes, Petromyzontidae.
UGUGUGCUUUAUAUGAAUAAAACAAAAGUGUAAAAACAAGCGCACGCCUUCCGCUCCCCAAUAAAAAAAACCCACCUCGUCCUGGUCUUCACUCUAUUCAUCAGCCAUGCACGCUAUCACCCAGCACAAUGGGCAGAGCGGGGCGCAUGCGCGCGGAGCCAUUGUGCGCGUGUGUCCUGCGUGUCUGGAGAAUAUCUCUCCCUCGCUCUCUCUCUCUCUCUCGGCUGAAUCGUGUACGCCUGCCAUCCCGUCCGGCUGACACGGGAGAUGGAGGAGGAGGAUCAGAGCCGGCUGCUGCUGCUGUUGCUGCUGUGAGAGAGAGGGAGAGACGCGAGGACUAUGGGGCCGCGGUGCGCGCGCGCAGUGCUGCUCCUUACUCUAUGCUGGCUGAGCUUCACGGGUAGCGAUCAGGACUUUUAUCUCUCCCCCGGGGUCACGUUCGUGCAUGUGCUGGACCGCACCUACUACAAGCGUUUCUUCCCAUCGCCGCAGGAACACCGAGAUGACCCGAUCACCUUCCACACCAACCUCCAGGGAUUCCCCGAUCGGCCUGGGUGGUUGCGCUAUCUGCAGCGCUCCCCGCACGAGGACGGAAUGCUGUACGGGACGCCAACCAUUCAGCAUGUUGGCAAGACAGUCAUCGAGGUGAUUGCUUACAACCGAUGGACGUACGACACCAUCCAGCACACAGUGGUUUUCAACAUCCUGCCGUCAAAUAUCAGUCUUCCCUUCCAAGCAGAGUUCUUCAUCCGCAACAUGAACGUGGAGGAGCUGCUUCCGAGCAACGUCCUUGGUGACUUCCUAGGCGCGGUGAAGGCCAUCUGGCAGCCAGGACACAACCUGCGUCUGCACGCCCUCAAUGUCAGCUCGGCAUUGGACAGAGGUGGCCGCGUGCCCCUGCCUCUGAGUGGCCAGAAGGAAGGGGUGUACGUGCUGGUGGGUUCGGACACGCGCUACUCCACGCACCUGGCCGAGCCCCUGUCCCCCGAGAACCGCCUGCGCUGCAGCCAGGAGAGCCAGCUGACCGUGAGCUUCGACCGCAAGUUCGGCUCGCAGUUCCGCGUCGACUGGUGCAAGUUCAUACUGAUGGACCACUCACUGGACCAGACCAGCGUGGCCAAGGACAGCCAGGCCUGGGUGAGCAGCACGAGCCGGGGCCCCCAGGCACCGACGGGAGACGGGGACGCCCCAGCCCAGCCCGCUGUGGACGUGGAGUUUGCUCCGCCGGGCCUCUCCCUUGAGCGCCGGGACCUGCACUCCGAGUUUGUGCUCACGACCGCCGUGCCGGCCGUGGUUGCCAGCCUUCUCGCUGUGGCUCUCAGCUACCUCAUGUGCUGCCGCCGCCAAGGACUGCAAAAGCAGGAAGUGCAGACGACUGAGGAGCAGCUGGUGCAGCAGUGCCGGAGCCGGCACGCCGGCGAGGAGCCACACGUCAGGUCCAAGCAGCGCGACGGGGCCCACCCCAUGGCCUCUCUCACGGCGCUCGGCGGCGGCGGCCGCCACAGGGACCGGGGCGGUCCGGGCACCGGCGCUGCGGGAGGGGGGGCGCCCCCCCCCCCAGAACCUCGACUACGAUAGCUACAGCGCCGCGUUCGUGCACGCCCACGGCCGGGAUCCGAACAACGCCGUGCUCUCAACCCACAACCUUCAACCAAACUCUUCCAGGCGGAAGGAGACUAGUUUUAUAACUCAGGUUGCUCAACACUCGAGCUUGGACAGGGCAAGACCACUGCAGCAACCACCCCCACUACCUCCUCAGCCUGGUGGCCAAAACUCCUUCUCCAAGUCUCUCAACAACUGCUGUGACUAGAAACGGCAGUGCCCGUGCAGUGCCGUGCAGUGGUCUGCAGGCCCACCUUGGCCAGAGCCAGAGUCUCGACAGUCAGCCAGGUGUGUUGGUUUAAAAAUGGUUGACUAAGAAAACCUUCUGGUGACUUCUGAAAUGGCGCAAAACACGGAAGUAAUUUUAACAAAGUUUUCCUCUAAAAUGAAUGCGAUUUGUUACCACAGUUCUAAUGUGGAACAUAAGCCGUUUUUUAAUCACCUGGCAAAACACACAGAGACACUUAAAUCGCUACAGCUAUGUGUAGAAUCCGGGAUUGUUUUAAACACAUUUGCACAUUAAUAUUUAGGCUAAUAUGUAAGGUGUCACAUCAUUUGUCUUGUGCAAGUGUUCUCUUACUAUGGAGUGCCAAAAGUAUUGUAGUACUGUCAUGUGGCUCAGGCUAGGAUAAGUUUUUUGAUGCCAUCGAGAUUCUUGGACAUAUGGAGUCAUGUAAUGUUGUUUUUCCAUUAAACAUCUUGCUGACAAACAAGUGAAUCAUUGAUACAAUUUUACAGAAUCGAAAAACGAUGCUCAUCUCCCAAUGAACUUGUGUUGAGAUCACAAUUGAGGACCAUUCAUUGUGCCAAAUGCCAUUCUAACAAUUUGUCAAAAUAAUCGUAUGUAUUUUGAAGUGUUUAUUUCUCAGUAUUUUAUAAUCAUGAAAUAAUUGCUAAGAGGAGCAAUAGGUGGGUGUUUGAGGUUUAAAUCCCAUGUCACAGCAAAGAGUAAGCACCUAAAAGUUUAUAUGUUCAAUUCCUGGGCUCCUACACAUGAUUCAAGGGCCAGGGUCUUAAACUCUACUAUCACUGAACAGUGAAAUCUAGAGUUGCAGAUUAACCGUGCUUGCAAAAAAAAUGUUUUACCUCGGAUUUCUCACCGAGUGACGGUGAUGCAAUUCUCACGUCGGUAAGUAAACCAAUUACUAUAAGAAACAAUAAAACAUAUUUUUCAACCCCACUCGGAAUAGAAUAUCAAUGAUUUUAUAUCCGAAUUUACAUGUUUUGAAUAAUGCUUUUUUCCUUCCCAUUAAACUGGAUACGUGAA